UCCAUGCUUGUUUUGAGCAGAAGUAGUGUGAUGACAUUUUUGGUGCUUUUCCCAACGUUUUUGAUUUAAUUUAAUGUUAAAAUAAUUCUUAAUAUUUUCUAAGUGUUUUGUCCAAAAUGGCGACGGACGUGUCCCAGUAGUCUACAGAGUUUACGGCUGUUUCUCCUUAAUAUUCGAACAUUUCUACCGAGUAGAGAGGUGACCGAACCAAGCUGUGUGCCCGGCAGGAAUGUGCAAAAAUAUAUUCGAGGGGAUGUGCAAAAGUUUUAAGACUACAAAUAUGUGUGGUUGAAUCUCAAUGCUGAGCUGCCAUGGAGGGUUUGGAGGAGAAGCUCAAAGGUCUGUCCAUCGCUCGGCGGUCUCGUCCAGAGGAACCCACCUACCUGCUGAACGUCGCCCUGCAGCCGGCCGCCCUGCUGGCUGUGUCCUGCUCCAACUUCACCGUCCACCUCCACAACAAGGACACCCUGAAUAUGGUGGGAGAGUAUCAGGGCCACAGUGGGCCGAUCUGUGGGGUUGUUUUCUCCCAUACCUCCCCUGACCUCCUCUACUCUGGUUCUGCUGAUGGGACGGUACGGGCGUGGGACGUCCGCCGUCCCGGGUCAGACGCAGCCCAGGUGUUUAAAAGCGACCCGUCACACAGCUACUGCAGCUUCGACCUGAGCUGCAGCGACACGCUGCUGUGUGCAGGCACCGAGCAGGUCAACGAUGAAGACAGCUUCCUGGUUUUCUGGGACGUCAGGAAACCAGGUGGUGCGCUCCUCGGGGUGUAUUCUGAGUCACACAGUGAUGACAUCACACAGGUGUGCUUCCACCCUCGAGACAAAGACCGCCUGGCGUCCAGCUCCACAGACGGCCUUGUUAAUGUGUUUGACCUGAGCCGAGGAGCUGAGGAGGAGGCGCUGCUGGCCACCUGUAACAGCGACUCGUCUGCUGGCUCCGUCUGUUGGUCCGGAGCGGACUACACCCAGCUGCUGUGCCUCAGCCACGACGAGGGGCUGCACCUGUGGGAUCUGGGUCAGCUGGAC
This is a messenger RNA of Epinephelus lanceolatus (giant grouper), 1028 nucleotides long. The record is from RefSeq and is a predicted model, not a curated record. Lineage: Eukaryota; Metazoa; Chordata; Actinopteri; Perciformes; Serranidae.